CAGGGCCUGGGCGGGGAAGUCCGGUCUGCGGCCGGCUAAGGCGACCUGAAGGCUCCGGCUCUGCGCUGAUCACUGGAAACUGAGGCACAGACGGUUUAAGUGACUUGCUCAAGGUUACACAGCUUAUUUUCUUAUAAGGCUAAGAAAAUUAUAAGGCACAUGUCAGUGAAUCAGCAAGAUCUAGAUCCAGAUAGUACUACAGAAGUGGAAGAUGUUACAGAUGCUGAAGAAGAACUUAUUAAAGAAUGUGAAGAACUGUGGAAAGAUGUGGAAGAAUGUCAGAAUAAACUAUCACUUGUUGGAACUGAGACACUCACUGAAUCAAAUGCUCAGCUAUCAUUAUUAAUUAUGCAAAUGAAAUGUUUGACUGCUGAACUCAGUCAAUGGCAGAAAGAAACUCCUAAAAUAAUUCCACUGAAUGAAGAAGUUCUGCUAACAUUAGGAAAAGAAGAGUUCCAAAAAUUGAGACAUGAUCUUGAAUUGGUACUCUCCACUAUUCAGUCCAAGAAUGAAAAGUUAAAGGAAGACCUGGAAAGGGAGCAACAAUGGUUGAAAGAACAGCAACAGCUCCUGGAAUCUCUUAAUGUAAUACACAAGGAAUUGAAACAGCAGGUUGUGACAGUUUCUGAAUCAAGAAUCUUUAAUGAACUAAAAACUAAAAUGCAUGAUAUAAAAGAAUAUAAGGAAAAACUCUUGAUUACCUUGGGUGAGUUUCUAGAAGACCAUUUUCCUCUGCCUGAUAGAAAUGUUAAAAAGAAAAAGAAAAACGUUCAAGAAUCCACUGCACAGCUGAUAACACUGCAUGAAAUGUUAGAGAUUCUUUUAAAUAGAUUAUUUGAUGUUCCACAUGAUCCAUAUGUCAAAAUUAGUGAUUCUUUUUGGCCACCAUAUAUUGAGCUGCUCCUGCGUAAUGGAAUUGCCUUGAGACAUCCAGAAGAUCCAACCCGAAUAAGAUUAGAAGCCUACCAUCAGUAAAAGGAUGGUCUCUUUUUCACACAGUACUCGAAAGAAUUUUGUCAUUCAAGGAUAAUGGAAACAUUGAGGAUUACUUGGAUAAAGAAUAUUAUUUGCAAAUCAAAGCACAUAGUCCAUCUUUCUUUUAUCCUUAAAAUGACACAUGCUGUCAUCUCCUAUUCAUUUAAAAAUGGUCCUUUCACAUUCAGGAAGUGCUUUGGUGUUUUAAACUAGAUGGACAAGAAUGCAAGUAAAAAAUAUUCUAGACUUAAUCAUUAUAAAACAUUUAAUGUAUCUUACUUUUGCAAUAUUCUUUGGAAAAUUCUUUGCUAAUUUAUGAUAUUACUAAUGUAAUAUUUUCCUUUUAAAAUUUAUGACAGUUUCCAUUUUGCAUUUUGAGUUGUAGUUGAUGCUUCACCUCCUUUAAAUUUAGGAAUUAUAAUGGAAAGCCCUUUAAUUUGCAGAUGGCUUUAAAAUUGACUUAGUAUCUGAUGUAGAAGGAAGUGUAAUUUAAAAGUGUUUAGUAAAUUUGUUCCAUGUAUACUGUCUUAUUUCUAGAUUUGCUAAAAAUUGGAAUAUAAAAAACUAAUGGAUAAAGAUAGCAUGAAAACUAUAUUUUAAUGUAUAUUAUAUAACAAGUGAUAUUAUAUAUUAACCCACUCUUGACUUUGUUAAUCAUUACUAACAAAAUUGUGUUCAUAAAAUUUUGUUUAUCCACUGUGACUUUUCUGUAAAUAAAAUUCUGUCAUCUAAAAAUCUCUAGCUGUUUUGGUGAUGUGGCAUGAUAUUUUAAUAAGUUAAAUAGGCUUUUUGUAGGUAGAUAAAUGAAAAUAUUAUAGGACUUAUUCAGGCUUACAUACAAGCUACAGUAGAGAAUUCCAAACCAAUUUAGUAUCAUUAGUUUUUUAAGAGGACUUAGUGUGUACUUUUACAUUUGAAAAUGCUUUUUAGUAUAUAUCAUUCAAGUUUCUUGCUUAAAUACUUCAUCUUUUUUAAAGUAAGCAAAUAAUAUUCCAAGUAUACUUUGUCCCUUCUAUAGGAAAUACAAAUACUGUUAUAUUUUAGUGAAUGUAAGUUCUUUUAUGGGAAGAUGACAUAUAAAGUACCUUCCUAGAAUACUCUAGUUGGGAGUCAAAGAAUGAGCAACUUUUAUUCCUUGAAGUUACUGGAGAAGGGAGAAAUGGUUCUGGCAGUAUAAGUCUGAUGGUAAUUCUACAGAUCAGGCAGAGCUGUUGUCGGGGACUUCCCUGUGUUGCGAAUUACAGAAAGAAAUAAAUAAAAGCAAAAAACAACUUGAUGAUUUAUUUGGCAAGUAUUCAUUUUGCAUUUUACUGAAGAAUCUGCUGGUUAGGAUCAUUUUACUACAGUGUCUUGUAUAAGGCUCUAAAGAAAACUAUGAUGAUUGCAUCCUACUUUAAUUCAUUAACCCAGGCUUCUUACAUAACAAGAUUAUUUGCCUACUUUUGAUCUAAAUCAUAAACAAAGUAAAUUAUAGUGGAAUUAGUCUUGAUUUGUACUCCAUCUAAGCUUACAGCCCUUAAAGCUUUUUGUGGUUUUGAGCAUGUUGGAGAAAAUGUUUCAGGUUCUGAAGACCUGUAUGUAUUUUCACUCUUCAUUGAUUUAAGAAAAUCGCUGAAAUCUAUUAAAACUUAGAAUUUGUUUUUAUUUCACCAGGUCUUAAAUAUGAUAAUGCAAAAUAUCUGAAAGUAAUACCACAUUCUAGCUUUCCCACACCAGAUGGUGAUGUUAGCCUAACUUAGAAACAAAAAUUUGUUUUGGUCUACCACAAAAUAUAUUUAACUUUGUGAUUGGUUGAUAUGUAUGCAUGGAUCGAUUUGGGAGAAAUUAAAUCUCUAUUUGGUUCAAAAUUCAACCCAGUUGAAUAUGACCUUCUUGAGUCUUAUUCUGUAUUUUAUAUGGUUGUACAUCUAUAUUAACAUUUUUGACUCCCUUAUUUUCCAUAGUUUACUUUGUUGUUCAUUUAGCUAACUUUUAGUUUAAUUCUUUUUGCUUUUACCAAGAAUUAUAUUUUUCAAUUCUAUACAAUAUCUUACCUCACUUUAUUUUCUGAU
Equus quagga is the source of this 3026-nucleotide messenger RNA. It is a transcript of the gene CENPK, whose product is annotated as centromere protein K. Gene Ontology annotation, cellular component: nucleus. The transcript has 11 exons. Gene Ontology annotation, biological process: mitotic sister chromatid segregation; kinetochore assembly. The record is from RefSeq and is a predicted model, not a curated record. Lineage: Eukaryota; Metazoa; Chordata; Mammalia; Perissodactyla; Equidae. The coding region runs from base 160 to 975 and encodes 271 amino acids.